This is a messenger RNA of Hordeum vulgare subsp. vulgare (domesticated barley), 1863 nucleotides long. RefSeq names its product RNA-binding protein 208. The record is from RefSeq and is a predicted model, not a curated record. The transcript has 12 exons. The coding region runs from base 239 to 1582 and encodes 447 amino acids. NCBI's taxonomy places the organism in Eukaryota, Viridiplantae, Streptophyta, Magnoliopsida, Poales, Poaceae. Gene Ontology annotation, molecular function: mRNA binding.
CAUUGGAGUCCGACGAGGAGGAAAACAGAGGGAGAAAAAAGAGGAGAGAGAGCGAGAGCGAGAGAGAGAAAAUACGAGGAAAAAUCUCACCUCCUCUUCCUCCGUUCCCCUGCUCGAUCCGCCACGAGAAAUUCGCCGCCAAAUCUAUUGAUCUGUUGGAUCCAAUCCGCCGAUCCGUCGAUCGGUUCGCGCGGGCCCUCGGUCCCCCGGUGUCUCGAUCCGGUCGGAGUCGGAGGAGAUGAAUGGCGCCGGCGCGAGCCAGCAGCAACAGCAGCAGCAGCAGAGGCUCCGGCAGCAGCAGCAGCAACAGCAGCAGGCCCUCCUGAUGCAGCAGGCGCUGCAGCAGCAGCAGUAUCAGUCCGGUGUCCUCGCCGCCGCGGCCGCCGCGGCCAUGACUCAGAUGGAGCCUGUUUCAAAUGGCAAUCUCCCACCUGGGUUUGAUCCAUCCACAUGUCGCAGUGUGUAUGUAGGGAAUGUACACCCUAAUGUCACUGAGAACCUUCUGAUUGAAGUUUUCCAGGGCUCUGGUCCUGUGGAAAGAUGCAAGCUCAUCCGGAAAGAAAAGUCUUCCUUUGGGUUUGUUGACUACUAUGAUCGGAGGUCAGCGGCUCUUGCAAUAAUGACCCUUCAUGGGCGUCACAUAUACGGUCAAGCAAUCAAGGUGAACUGGGCGUUUGCAAGUACACAGAGGGAGGAUACAUCUGGGCAUUUCCAUAUUUUUGUUGGUGAUUUGAGUUCUGAAGUGAAUGAUGCAACUCUUUAUGCCUGUUUCUCAACAUAUCCUUCUUGUUCUGAUGCUCGGGUCAUGUGGGAUAACAAAACUGGACGCUCCAGAGGUUAUGGCUUUGUCUCCUUCCGUAAUCAGCAGGAAGCUGAAACUGCUAUAACUGAAAUGACUGGUAAAUGGCUUGGCAGCAGACAAAUAAGGUGCAACUGGGCAACAAAGACCAACGCAGAAGAGAAACAAGAAACAGACAAUCAUAAUGCAGUUGUACUAACAAAUGGUGGUUCCAGUAAUGCAGCAAUGGAGGCAAACCAGGAUACAGGAAGCAAAGAAAAUCCAGAGAACAACCCUGAUUUCACAACGGUGUAUGUUGGCAACCUUGGGCACGAGGUUAAUCGGGAUGAGCUUCACCGCCAUUUCUACAACUUAGGGGUCGGUGCCAUUGAGGAAGUUCGUGUUCAACAGGAAAAAGGGUUUGGAUUUAUAAGGUACAGUACCCAUGGUGAAGCAGCAUUAGCUAUUCAGAUGGCCAACGGAUUGGUCGUUCGCGGCAAGCCAAUCAAGUGCUCAUGGGGCAAUAAGCCAACCCCGCCUGGGACGUCUUCUAAGCCGCUGCCGCCCCCGAUUGCUUCUUAUCAACCAGUAGCAAUGGCCGGCGUGCCACAAGGCUUCACGGCAGCCGAGCUUCUGGCUUAUCAGAGGCAGCUGGCCUUGAGCCAGGCCGCAGCCGGGCAGAUUGCUGGCCAGCACGGCCUCGCGGGCCAGGUAUCCGCGGGGCUACUCGCUGCUGGCUCCCAGGCCCUGUACGACGGCUACCCGAACCAGACGUCGGCGCAGCAGCUCAUGUACUACAACUAGUAUAUAGGGGGUUAAAGGAGGAAGGCAUUUGUAGCGUUCAGCAAGCCUGACCUGACUUUCCUCUCCGGUUCCAACUAUUUUUCCGUUUCAUGUACUAUUGUCGUGAGAGCUUUUCAUUUGCUUGUCGCGGGAUUGUGUUUUUUUAUUUUUCUUGUCAUUACUGUACUGUACUGUUGACAAAAUUUCUCGUCUGAUUUCGUUGGGUAGCCCUCCUUAACAGAGUAACGGAUGUAUUUUUAAUGUGAAUCUGCGAUUGAUUAAUGUAAUGCUCUCCUAUGUCC